AUGAAUGACGAACACAAUUAUGAAUGGGAAACCAUCACAGCAGAGCUAAACAUCAUAAAACCAGUGAAUGAGAUUGAAAUACAGGACGUGCUAGGCAAGAGUCUUGACAAACUAGAAAAAUGGGAAGCAUUCUACAAAAUGUACGCGAAACGGAUGGGUUUCGGCACAAGGAAAGACGAUGUACGACGUUCUCAUGGGGUCAUUGUAAUGCGGAGAGUUGUGUCCGAUGGGUUGCUUGCCCAAGUUAGGUCGAUGAACUCCGUAGGAAUUAAAACUGCCAACAUAAUGUCUCAUGUUGCUUUGCAAAGUGGAGGUUACGAGAAAAUGCCAUGUCAACUUCGAGAUGUGUACAACAGGGUUGCUGGUGCGAAGCGAGAAGAGAAGAUAGAGACGGACUCAGAAGGGGCUCUGGGAUUUCUUGAUUGUCUCGCAGAGAAGGAUCCUAAUUUCUUCGUUGUCUAUCAGGUUGACGACGAGAAUCGCUUGGCUAACUUAUUCUGGGCAGAUGGAAACUCACGCGUGGACUAUGUAGCUUUUGGGGAUGUACUAGGAUUUGACACAACCUACAUUACAAAUGAGUACAAUAAGCCCCUCAUUGUUCUCAUUGGCGUCAACCACCAUUUCAACACAUGCAUCUUCGGCUUUGCUCUCCUCCUCCACGAGAAGCUUCCAUCAUAUUCUUGGCUACUUCAAAAAUUUCUAGAAUGCCAUGGAGAUAAGAAGCCAAAUGUUGUAGUUACUGACCAAGAUGCGGCCAUGAAACAGGUUAUCGUUGAACACAUGCCUGAUGUUACGCACCGUCUCUACGCUUGGCAUCUCAAUACAAAUGCUUCGAAAAAGGUUAAAGAUCCGAUCUUCUUAAAAACAUUUAAGGAUCUCAUGUACAACUACUACGAGGAGGAAGAAUUUGAAGCAAGAUGGUUAGACGUCAUCCAAACCCAACAACUAACAGAUAAUGAAUGGUGUCAAACAACAUUCGAGUCAAGACAACAAUGGGCAGAAACUUAUUUAAGGGGUUCAUUCGUUGCAGGAAUGAGAACCACACAACGUUGUGAAUCCAUCAACUCCGCUCUAAAAAUUUUUUUAGAGAAGAAUGAUUGCUUGCGUGAAUUUGUAACAACCAUAGAUAUGACAGUCUCAAAGCUCAGACACAACGAGACUGCAAAUGACUUCAAAAGCAGAUGCACUCGACCUCACCCACCUAAUCCUACAUGCUUGACCACUUACUACAACCAAUGUGCUGAAUUCUACACAAGAACUAUGUACCACAAGGUUGCUGAGCAGCUUGAUUUAGAGAAUAACUAUUUUGUCAUAAGUCAGGAGCAAGAAGGAGAGUGGCAGAUAUUCACCAUUGGAAAGUUUCAGCAUCAGGACGUCCAAUACUGA
This is a messenger RNA of Cannabis sativa, 1386 nucleotides long. RefSeq names its product protein FAR-RED IMPAIRED RESPONSE 1-like. The record is from RefSeq and is a predicted model, not a curated record. Gene Ontology annotation, biological process: regulation of DNA-templated transcription. The coding region runs from base 1 to 1386 and encodes 461 amino acids. The transcript is spliced from 2 exons. Lineage: Eukaryota; Viridiplantae; Streptophyta; Magnoliopsida; Rosales; Cannabaceae.